AUGGCAACUUAUUUUAAGACUCCAUUUGGUCCGUAUUAUGUAGAGGCAAAAGUAGCUAAAGUCGAAAGCACUAAUAACAAUAUCAUAUGCUGUGUAGAUGUUUCUGGUUCAAUGAGUGGUGCACCAAUUAAGAAUGUCUGUGAGGUAUUACGUGAUAUUUAUAAUAGAACAAAAAUAGAAUAUCCUCUAUUUAGUUAUAAUACUGUUACAAAUACAACAACUACUAUUAAAAGUGUGGAAAAAACAGAUUUGGUUGCUUCAGGUGGAACAAGUUUUAGUUCAAUUUUUAAUGCUAUUAAAGAUCAUUUGCUGAAAAAUGUAAAACCAACGACAUUCAUUUUUAUGACUGAUGGUCAAGAUUCAGAACCAAAUGGAUUAACAUUAAAAAAAUCAAUAGAAGCACUUAAACUAGCCAUUAGUGCAAUGAAAUCAAUUUCAAUUACUUUUCAUGUAAUUGGAUUCGGUUCUGUUGAUGAUAGUUUUUUAAACAAAGUACGAGAAUUUGGUACGAAACAUGGCUUAUUGAAAUAUUCAACUCAAUCUGCUGAAUUACAGAAUAAUUUUAAUGAUAUGUUUGAAUAUGCUACAUCUUCAAGAGAGUUUUCAAUUAAAAUAAAUGGAAAUACGUACACUUCAAGUAGUAAUGAUGAAACAGUUGGAUUUUUAGUAAACGAUGUUCUAGAAGGUUCAUCCGAAAUAACUCUUAAAUCCGAUGUUGAAUCAAAAAUUAUGUUAGAACCUCUAAAUAAUAUACGCUCUAUUCAUAUGGUAAAAGCUCUUAAUUUAAUGUCUCCCGAAAAUGAAGAAUCUGUUAGAGAAAUACUAACACAUUUACAUUCUAUUAUUCCAACAGAUUCUAAUCUAAUGGAAAGAUUAGAAGUUGAACAAAUUAAAAGAGAAAUUAAUGAUAGAAUGAUGGAAUAUAUUAAAAUAUUUACACAAAUAAAAAUGGGACAAGUACCAGAACAAGUUAAACUUAAAUUGAGUGCUCUUAGACAUGAUGCUACAUUUGCCAAUUCACAAAGAAAAAAGAAACUUGAUCUUCGUGUUAAUAGAAAUGUUGAAUAUUUUCAAAAAACCGAUAUUAGUGGUAUAUUAGAUGGAUAUAAGAAAAACAUUGAUCAACAAGGAUGGGAAAAAAUUAAGGAACAAAAAGCAGCUUGGGUGUGUACAUAUUCAAGUGAUGACAUAUAUAAAAUGAUGAGAAAAGCAGCAGAUAAUAUUUUAUGUUUGGGAAUUUUGAUUGAAAGAAAUGAAGAAGCCAUUACAUCACCAACGAAAGGAUUAAAUUUAAUAAGUGUAUCUAAUACUAUUAUUUCAUAUGAUUCAUUUAUUGCUGCGAUGAGUUUUGCAAAAAAAGAGGAAGACAAGAAACAGACAGAAGGAAUAAAUUAUGGUGAUUUUUCAAGAAUUAAUGAUACAUACUGUGUUGUUGGUGCCAUGCAUGAAAAAAUAAAUGCUGUUAUUCCUCUUUACAUUAAUUAUGAACAUAUGAAACGUAUUCGUAUUCUAGAAGGAAUUUGGUUAGGUUAUUUAUUUACUCUUGAUUCAUAUGGUUAUGAUAAAAAUCAAGAAAUAGGUCUUCUUAAAUUAUUAUAUGAUAUUAUUAUUUCACGUACUGAAACGACGAGAAAUAAACAAAUUCUUGUAGAACUUGAAAAAGUAUGUCAUUUUAUUAUUACUGAAUCAGUUGGAUUUAAAAGUGCAUAUGGGGAAACAACAUAUGAUAAUUUUGUUGCCAGCAUUCAUGGACGUAAUAGUACUUAUAAUCUAUGUAUUCCUCUAAUGAUAGGAUAUUUAAAAAAUGAUAUUAAAAAUGUAGUUAUGCCCGUAUAUUAUGAAUAUAUUAGACAAUGUUUUUGUACACGCAAAGAUACUGAUACUACUGAUAUUAUAAAAAGAUUAUUAUAUGGUUCUGAAAAUAAGACUAUGACAAUUGUUACUAAUGAAAAUGUUGAUUAUAAUCAAGAUGAUCCAGAUUAUGUUGAAAAAAGUUUUAUACAAUAUUUUCAUGAUGAAAUGAACAAACCGAUUCAAUUAAUUUCAGAAGUUUUUACUGGUCAAAAUCGUAAAUUAAUAGCUGAAACUGAUAUUGAUUAUAUUAAAAGUUUACUUUCAUCAAAAAGUUUAUCAGUUCCUAUAGAAAUUAAAAAUAUGUUAAAAUAUUGUAAUAUGGAUGAAAAUUAUGUUGAAGAUAACAUUGAUUACGAUGAUAUGAGAAAAGAAUUAUUAAUGAUGUUGUCGUUUGGUAUUGUACCAGCUCAUGUAAAUAAAUCAAAUAUUUAUCAUGUUGCCGACGAAAAGAGUCAAGGUAGUAGUAGUAAUUUGAUUAAAUUAGAUUUAACACCAGAAAAUAUUCGAGUUGUUACAUAUAAAAUUACAAAUACAAAAACAUUGGAAGGUUUUGGUGGAUUGAUGAGAAAAUAUUGUCCCGAACGUCAUGGUGAAAUUUUUACUGAAGUUAUUAAAAGUUUACUCUCAUCUUCUGUUUCACAACAAUGUGAAGGCUCUUCGAUAUCAAAUAAAGAUAAAUUGAUAGCAUUAUUAACGAAUCAAGUUGGAUAUUCUCCCUUGUACAAUAAUCUUCGUGAUUUUUGUUGGCAACCAUUAAAGGAUGUUGAUAUUAAUGUUCUUCGUCAAAUUGUAGGUGUAAAAGAAUUAAAGAAAAUCGAAGAUGACAACAGCGGAAAAAAAGUGGUACAUUGUUAUCGAAUAUCAAAUAAAGAAAAUCGUCAUGGAUAUGGUAAUUAUUACCCAAAUAUGCGAAAUAUAUUUAAAUUUAUCAGUUAUAGUCAACGUCAAUGA
This is a messenger RNA of Didymodactylos carnosus, 2805 nucleotides long. NCBI's taxonomy places the organism in Eukaryota, Metazoa, Rotifera, Eurotatoria, Philodinida, Philodinidae. The record is from the annotation of a GenBank genome assembly.